This is a messenger RNA of Amoebophrya sp. A25, 3184 nucleotides long. The record is from the annotation of a GenBank genome assembly. NCBI's taxonomy places the organism in Eukaryota, Dinophyceae, Syndiniales, Amoebophryaceae.
GUGGAGGUGGAGCCCUUCUGAUAUGUCAGGUGUCAACCAAAAUGGAAAAGACAGCCGAGGACUAGAAGAUGAACGUCCAACAUCCAAACCUACUACAUCCUCUUUUCCACUAGCGCUAAAUAAAGACAACUCGAAUAAAAGAAACACUUCUAGCAGCACCGGCUCCUCGACAACCAUCUCGUCAAAAGACCUGCCGAAACUCGAUGUCAUCCGUCGUGAGAGUUCUCAAAUGCGCGUUGACGUCGCAUACAAAACAGGCGUUUCAGACGGUCUCUUGACCUGUGACAUGAGGCUCCUUUUCCAUCCGCCAGAACAUCAAUCGUCCUCUAGUACAACUAGUAGCGGUUCUCCAUCAGGACCACUUCGGGCUUUGCAUCUAGGAGGCAUUUUGGUCGGCGCAAAUCUGGAUAAGAAUACCGGAAAAGUGGAUCCACCGUUUGGGAAAGAAGGGAAGAGGAUACAAGGUUCUCUAAGUUCUGCAAGUACAUCAUCAACCUCUUCGAAAGAAGUGAAAGAAAACCCCUACAUCCUCUUAACUGGUACAUCCACAGUUGGGGAAUUUCUCUAUCCGCCAGAACGAGACUGGUCUCUGUGGACUGUGGUGCAGCGUAUCAUUUUUAGAGCGAGACAUGGAGAAGACCAAGAAGAGGAAAAGAAAGAACCGGCGUCGUCUGCCACAUCUUCACUGAAAUUAAGGCUACCUCCGCGUCCGCUGAAGCGUCGUCCUCAACUAAACUAAAGACAUUCUCUUUGAAGAUGAAGACAACUCAGUCUCGUCAGUCCCAGGGACAACUUGUUACAAACAGAUACAUACUUGAAAAAGAACUCAGUCUCAGGCUCAGGGACAACUUGUUUUUACACACAGAUUAUACAUACUUACUUGAAAAAGGAGCUUAGGAAAUAAGAUGGUUUCUUUCAUCAGCGCUAAUUGAAUCAGCUCCAUCACCAGAGCAAAAUUGCAAUUUCGAGAUGAAGUUACGGAACAAGAAGCAACAUACAGGGGAUAUGGCUCAGUUUACAGGGAUUCUAGAGUCGGUGGAGUGUGGAAUCCGCAUCAAAAUGCUAUGGCGGAAGGUGGAUGUGACUGCGGCGAGCACGAAGAGUUGGAAUCUCUGCUUUUUGCUCAAUCUGCUUACAUUUAAGGCUUAUAUUCUAUAGUUAGUAGUACCCCUAACCCUAUCAGAUUCAGAUAGUAUCUGUACUCAAGGAGGACGAGGACUUGUCGGUUGUCUACUUUCUUCAUAAGCAUGCAUAGGCUCUUCACACUCGGACUACCAUCAUAUUCAGCAUAGGCUCGAACUACCAUCAUGAUGAACCAUGAGCAUCGCUUCUUCAGAAGCAUGCAUAGCCUCUUCACACUAGGCCUACCAUCAUGAUGAACCAUAACCAUCCAUCGCUCCUGUCGUUUUUUUCUUGUCUUCUAAUCCGCUAUUCGAAAUGAGCUACUGGGUGUACCAAAUGCAAAGCAGCAACGCUCAGGCUGCCAGAGAAGAACAGUCUCGACCAGAGCAAGUGCAGCUUUCUCUCAUUUUCGCUCUGUCCCUCCACACCAUGACCGAAACUUUUCUCUACUUCGUCUUUUCCGCUAGAGUUAAGGCUUCCCCUAGUCCAGCUUCCUUGCCAUCCUGGAGAGGCUUCUGAAAGGGAAAAGAGGCCCCGGAUGUAUCUUAGGAUGUUACUACUUAGAUUAGUUCUACUUCUAAUAGAUGUUUGCCGUCAAACACUGAGUUGUUCAACAACUUCUGUGUGGUCAUCUUUUUGAAAUUUUUGCUCUUCGCUAGUAUGGAGAUGCGCUAUCUUUUGACUUUGUGGCGGACUAGGAGGGAACCAGUCACCGCAGAUCCAGUGGAGGAAGACAGAGUUUUCAGGAGGCAGGUACUGAAAAAUUCACAUUGCUUUUUUGUGCUUCACGUUUAGGAGGCAGGUACUGAGGAUUGAAACUCACAUUGCUUUUUUGUGCUUGUUCACGCUUAGUUUAAGUUUAAUACAGGAGACUCAGUAGACCUCCAACUUCUUGCUACGUAUUUCUCACAGCUGCAACUUACUACAACUGCCAACAAGAACGCAAAGAAAUGCUAAACCUAGCAAGCACACUCCAAUUCCUGCCUUCACACGCCACCAGAUCGCCGUUCUCUACUGGCGUUUUUAUUCCACGUUACUGGUCCUUGUUUUCGUAGUCAAUUCGACAUUGCCCGAUUACUUCCACAUGUACGCGGUUUUGUCGCAGCUGUACUGGCUUCCCCAGAUCAUCGCUAAUGUGCAACACGGUUACCGCUAUCCUUUGAAAUGGAAAUUUGUGCGGGGAGUGAGCGUCUUGCGGCUGAUUCCGAUCUUGUAUGCGUAUGGAUGUCCGUACUCCUACUGCUUAGUAUUUGCAGAGCUUCAGAUGUCUUUGGUUUUUCCACUACUGUGAUGACUGCAAGUAUGACAUCACACUCUUCUACCUGCAAAAAAUCCUCAUUCACCAGUAUUCUACUGAGAAGUACUCAUGAAUGCUUGAGGCAUGAACAACGGCCUCUUUCCUGAUCCAGGUACAACCUCUACACUGGCGAAGUUCUUCCAAGACUCUCUGGCGAUCUCUCCGACGCCCAUGACAAACCGAUCGAUUGGUGUGACGAUUUAGACCGUGCUGAGCUACCCGAAAUCCAGGGAACUUGGAACCCUCUGUUGACGCUGUUGAUCUUACGAUCCCUUGUGUUAUUUAUUCAUUUUUUAAGAAGGCUGUCCUUCUGUUGAUCUUACGAUCCCUUGCCCUUGUGUUAUUUAUUCAUUUUUUAAGAAGGCUGUCCUUCUGUUGAUCUUACGAUCCCUUGCCCUUGUGUUAAUAUUUAUUCAUUUUUCAAGAAGGCUGUCCUUCUGUUGAUCUUGCGAUGCCUUGCCCUUGUGUUAUUUAUUCAUUUUUUAAGAAGGCUGUCCUUCUGUUGAUCUUACGAUGCCUUGCCCUUGUGUUGAAGUUUCAUGUUUACACACGCCAGCAAUCGACAAGCAAAAAGACGAUAUUAGUUUUAUACGUUAUUAUUUAUUUUAAGAAGGCUGGGCUAUCGUCCUUGGCAGUCUGGAUCUGCUCCAGGUCCAGAUAGAAGGGAGGCCAGAAAGCGAAGUCCUCCUUGAGAGGGAUCAUGCCCAUGAAAUAAGACCUUCACGAGUUGUCCACCUUCUCUAAGAAUCCUGUUCGUCAAUCUAG